Molecule: messenger RNA, 3162 nt
Organism: Peromyscus leucopus (white-footed mouse)
Lineage: Eukaryota; Metazoa; Chordata; Mammalia; Rodentia; Cricetidae
Gene: Nuf2
Product: NUF2 component of NDC80 kinetochore complex
Exons: 15
Coding region: 193-1587 (464 amino acids)
Biological process (GO): kinetochore organization; mitotic spindle organization; meiotic chromosome segregation
Cellular component (GO): kinetochore; Ndc80 complex
Molecular function (GO): protein-containing complex binding
Source: RefSeq, a predicted model, not a curated record
CCGUCGCGGAGGAAGCGGGCUCCGCGGAAAGGGGCGGGCCUCGUACGCCAAGGCGGCUGGUUUGAAAAGUGACAACAGUUGGAGGCUUUGGGGUUUGUCAUUUCGCUUGUCUCCAGUCUUCUGAGAGCUGCUGCGACCACAGAAGGACCUUGCCGAGCCAUUCCUGAGUCUGCAGAGGAGGAGACUCUCAGAAUGGAGACUCUGUCAUUCCCCAGAUACAAUGUAACCGAGAUUGUGGUUCAUAUUCGAAAUAAAAUACUAACAGGAGCUGAUGGCAAAAACCUCUCUAAGAAUGAUCUCUAUCCAAACCCAAAGCCUGAGGUCUUGCACGCUAUCUACAUGAAAGCCUUACAGAUAGUGUAUGGGAUCCGGCCGGAGCACUUCUACAUGAUGCCGGUGAACGUAGAAGUCAUGUAUCCACAACUAAUGGAGGGCUUUUUACCAAUCACCAAUUUAUACUCUCAUCUGGCCUCCUUUAUGCCCAUCUGCCGAGUGAAUGACUUUGAGUUCUCCGAUCUUCUGUAUCCAAAAGGCAAACGGACAAUGCGGUUUUUGAGUGCUAUUAUCAACUUUAUUCACUUCAGAGAAGCAUGCCAGGAGACGUAUGCAGAGUUUCUUUUGGAAAAUAAAUCCUCUGCAGACAAAAUGCAGCAGUUAAGGAGUGUGCACCAGGAAGCAUCGAUGAAACUGGAGAAACUCGAGUCAGUUCCAGUUGAAGAGCAGGAAGAGUUCAGGCAGCUUAUGGAUGACAUUCAAGAGCUGCAGCACUUGCUGAACCACGAGUUUAGGCAGAAAACGGCAGUGCUGCAGGAGGGAAUUGCCCAAAAGAAAUCAGCUAUUUCAGAAAAGACCAAGCGUUUGAAUGAGCUAAAGCUGUCCUUGGCUUCUUUGAAAGAAGUUCAAGACAGCUUGAAAAGCAAAGUUGUGGACUCUCCCGAGAAGGUGAAGAACUUGAAAGAGAAGAUGAAGGACACUGUCCAGAAGCUCCAGAGUUCCCGGCAAGAAGUGAUGGAGAAGUAUGAACUCUAUAGAGACUCUGUGGAUUGCCUGCCUUCCUGUCAGCUGGAGGUGCAGUUAUAUCAAAAGAAAAUCCAGGACCUUGCAGAUAACAGGGAGAAACUGAGCAGCAUCUUGAAGGAGUGCUUGAACCUGGAGGACCAGAUUGAAAGUGAUUCAUCAGAACUAAAGAAACUGAAGACUGAAGAAAACUCACUCAAAAGACUGGUGACUGUGAAGAAGGAGAAGCUUGCCACCACACGCUUCAAGAUAAACAAGAAGCAGGAAGACGUGAAGCAGUACAAGCGGACAGUGAUCGAAGAUUGCAAUAAAGUUCAAGAAAAAAGAGAUGCUGUCUGUGAGCAGGUAACCACCAUUAACCAAGAGAUCCAGAAGAUUAAAUCUGGGAUUCAGCAACUGAAAGAUGCCGAGAAAAGGGAGAAACUGAAGUCUCAGGAAAUCUUUGUCAACUUGAAAAGCGCUCUGGAGAAGUACCAUGAGAGCAUUGAGAAGACCACGGAGGAGUGCUGCACUAGAACAGAAGAGAAGACUGCCGAGCUGAGGAAGAGGAUGUUCCGAGUGCGGCCUUGAUCCCGUUUCCCUUCGGCGUAGUUACAGCAAUGCUAAUAGAAGUGCCAGCCACGUACGCUAACUUACCCCGGUCACCUGGUCACCUGGUCACCUGGUCACCGCUGGUUCCUAUUUCCCUUCGGCGUAGUUACAGCGAUGCUAAUAGAAAUACUGGCCACGUACACUAACUUACCAGGUCACCUGGUCACCGCUGGUUCCUGUUUCCCUUUGGCAUAGUUACAGCGAUGCUAAUAGAAGUACCGGCCAUAUCCACUAACUUACCCGGUCACCUGGUCACUGCUGGUUCCCGUUUGCCUUUGGUGUGCUUUUAUAGGCUGAUGUGCUCCCUGUGUUUUUUCUUUGUAUUUUAAGUACCAAAAAUAAUAGGACAGCAAAUAAAGGUAGAAAUACUUAAUAGAUAGAAUUUUGAGAAAUUGUUCAGUAUCCACUAGGCAAGAGGUCUAGUAUUGAUAUUCAAAGGUAAAAUGAAGGCGUUCUUUUGGUUGGUGUGACUUUUCCUAAGCACACAUUGUUGAAGGACAACUAAGGUUUUAGGAUUAAGCUAUGUCAUAAGCAGAACUGUUAAAUAUUUUUUUAACCUUUCACUUAUACCAUGAAAUAAACUUAAAUGAGCUUCAAGACCUUCAUUUGAAAUGAAGUCUUUCUGAAUCCUAUUUGAACUGUCCUCAGGCAAUGCAGGGACCCUCCAGCUCACUGAGUCCACUACACUUCCACAGGCUUGCAUGCUUCUUUGCAUGGUUUAUUACAGCUUUAUUUGGUUCUGCUGGAAAGCAUUCAUCUUUCAGCCUUAGUCCAAACUGAGACAUAAUAUUUUUGAAAAGUAUUUUUAUUAUUUUCAGUUAUGUAGAUACAUGCAUUUGAGUUCAGGUGUCAGAUAAUCUGGGGAUGCCAGUGUGGAUGCUGGGAACUAAAUUCAGGAUCUCCAUAAGAGCAGUAAGGGCUCUGAUCCACUGAGCCAUCCCCCAAGUCCCUAAAAUUUUAAUUACAUUUAUUUUUUGUAUAUGUGGGGGGCCACGGUGCACAUGUAAAGGACAGAGGACAACUUGGUAGAGUUGAUUCUUGCUUCCCACUAUGUGAGACCAAGGAUGCGAACUCAGGUCAUCAGGCUUGGUGGCAAGCCCCUCUAUGCUGCGCCAUCUCACUGGCCUUCUAUUUUCUGUAACAUUUGUUUUAUGUGGUGUCUUAUACCCAUUUCCAACAUGGCUGCCCUCUGUUCUGGAGGCUUGUGACUUCUCUGUUUUAACAUGGCUGCUCUCUGUUGUGGAGGCUUGUGACUUCUGUUUUAACAUUUCAAAUUCAGCGUUGUACCAUUUAUGUGCUUGCUUGUCACUCGAGUGUUUACUUAGGGAAGAAAUCAUUUUUGGUUUUUGUGACCAAAUAAUACAGCCACUGCAGCAGGCUUCUCCGUGUAGCAGGAAGCACUCUGACACUUCCUCCUACCAAAUACAUUUUCUAGUAACUAUCUUUAAUCAUCCCUUUUUGCCCCUAAACAGUUAAAAUUUAAUCAGAAGCCCUUGUCAUAAUCUACUCAAAUCCAUUUGGUUCUUCUGAUUGAAGAAUAAACUCUAAAAUUUA